This is a messenger RNA of Eimeria maxima, 1350 nucleotides long. Its product is annotated as mRNA (2'-O-methyladenosine-N(6)-)-methyltransferase, putative. Lineage: Eukaryota; Apicomplexa; Conoidasida; Eucoccidiorida; Eimeriidae. The coding region runs from base 1 to 1350 and encodes 449 amino acids. The transcript is spliced from 6 exons. The record is from RefSeq and is a predicted model, not a curated record. Gene Ontology annotation, molecular function: mRNA binding. Gene Ontology annotation, cellular component: nucleus; RNA N6-methyladenosine methyltransferase complex.
AUGCGAGGCAAAACCCUAUACGUGCCUCCUAGCAUUUUCGGCCUCAACCUGUGUAUCGAACUCAACGGGGAAGGAGAGGAGAAGAAUGAUGGGCGAGGAAGGGGGGGGAAAAGAAGAGAUGGAGAAGAGGUACAGGGCUUCUCCUCAGGGCCCUUUACUCGUGCAUGCAACAGUGGAUGUACAGCGCGUAGCUAUGUCCUGAGCAUGCCUGUACCCCAAGGCACAGGGGUACCCCAGGGUGUACCUGGGGGCCCCCCCUCUCAUCCCUCACCAUCAGGGGGCCCCCCUCUACCAACUGUACCCCCACCGUUGGGCUUGCAUCCUGGGGGCCCCUCUCCUGGGGCCCCUCCUGCUGCGGCUUCUCCUGCUGCUGCUGCUGCUCCUCGUGUUGCUCCACGGGUACCCCCUGCUGUGCCCCCACCCAGGCCAAAGCCUCCUCCGCCUCUUAGGCAGCAGAAGCUGCAGCAAAAGCAGCCGCAGCCGCAGCAGCAGCCGCAACAGCAGCAGCAGCCGCAGCAGCAGCCUCAACAGCAGCAGCAGCCGCAGCAGCAGCCGCAACAGCAGUCACCGCAGCAGCAACCGCAUCCAGUGCAGCAACAGCAGCAUCAGCCGCAGCAAGUGCAGCAGCAACUGCAGCAGCAACUGCCUCAAGUGCAGCAAUUGCAGCAGCAACAGCAGCAGUCGCGUCAGACUUCUCCGCAGCAGCGUGGUCAGCAGCGACAACAACAACAACAGCAGCAGCAGCAGCAGCAACAAGCAGGGCAGCAGCCGCAGCAGCUACCAGUGUCUGCAUAUCCGCAGCGACAGCAGCAGCAAUCAAAGCAGCAGAGAGGCGGUGGGGGUACAAAUGGUGGGGGCCCCCGUGAGGGUAAAGGGUCCCGUCAGCGGUCGGGUGGUCAUGGGGGCCCCCCAUCAAAGAGGAAGCGUGGGUCCGGCAAGCACGGUGGCAGCAACAGCAGCAGCAGCAGCAGCAGCAGCAAUACAGGUCAUGGUCAUGGUGGUGGUCCUCAACAUCAUCAUCAUCAACAGAAGCAGCAACAACAGCAGCACCAGCAGCAGCACCAACAGCAGCAGCAGCAACAGCAGCAGCAGCAGCAACACUAUCGUAGUGUAGUAAAGAUGACGAGUAACGAAUUAGGGAGAAGAGGAAGAGACAGAUUAUUACUAGAUUAUGCACAACAUUUUGUUAAUACAGGAGAAAGACCACAAAACUUUAUUAGGGAUACAGAACCAGAUAAAAGAUUCAAUGCUUACUUCAGGCAAGAAAAAGGGUUAAAAGAAUUGAUGGAGUUGAAGAGACAGGUCAUAUGGGCAAGGGCUACACCUGCCCAAUAUAUCCGAGUAGGCUAG